AUGGCAUCAACAGCACGGCCCGUAGCCAAAAAGCAAACUAAGAACAUUACCGAGUACAAGAAAUUGAACCUCAAUGGUGAAUUUUAUGAAAUCGGAGAUGCAGUGGUACUCAAGGAAUAUAAAGAUGAUUGUUGCUAUGGGACUAUAUUGAAAAUUUGGAAAGAAGUUAAAAAUAGUGAUGCAUAUGCGAAAAUUAGAUGGUUUUAUAAGCCCAGUGACAUUUUCCAUGAGCAUCAUGAUUUUAUUUCUUGUGCAGAACUUUUUGAUUCAGAUUAUAUUCAAGAUGUGUGGAUUCAAACUAUCUAUGAUAAGGUCAGAGUACUUCCUUUUGAAGAAUACCAUAAUCUUGAUGAAGUAGAUGAUAAUACAUUCUUCUGAAGAGCGGUUUAUAACUCUAGAGAUUCCUCUUUAACUCCCCCUUUAUCAGAAUGGAAAAGAGCAUGUGUUUGCAAUAAAAUUUUUAACCCAGAUGUUCUCUAUGUAUCAUGUGACAAUUGCUUAGAAUUAUUCCAUCCUGAGUGUGUAAAUGCUGAUCUCGAUGCUCCAGAGUGGAUAUGUGAUUCAUGCAUUGCUUGUAAAACAGAAGAGUAA
Blepharisma stoltei is the source of this 591-nucleotide messenger RNA. The record is from the annotation of a GenBank genome assembly. NCBI's taxonomy places the organism in Eukaryota, Ciliophora, Heterotrichea, Heterotrichida, Blepharismidae.